This is a messenger RNA of Penicillium diatomitis, 2169 nucleotides long. RefSeq lists its product as uncharacterized. The transcript has 3 exons. Lineage: Eukaryota; Fungi; Ascomycota; Eurotiomycetes; Eurotiales; Aspergillaceae. The record is from RefSeq and is a predicted model, not a curated record. The coding region runs from base 1 to 2169 and encodes 722 amino acids. Gene Ontology annotation, cellular component: HDA1 complex.
AUGGAGGAUAAUCCGACCCCGUCUUCUUUGGGUGAUAUUGACGCUACAGUACCUACAUCUAAUCCGGAAAGCGUUGCGCCUCUGAGUGUACGCUCAGACGCGAACCAUGUUCUGCACUCCCACAUUGGAGUUCAUCACGCACAUCCUGAAGCUAUGCUGCUUGGUCACUCAGCAACGGAUGUUUCGCUCUCCAUGCAAACAAUCCAGCCAAGUGCCUUAACGGUCGAAGAUGCCGAGGAGAUGCCGAGUGGAUCAGUUCGUCUUGGACCCUCUGAGUUCGCAGUCACACUUCCAAUGGACUCGCGUGUAAAAGACUGCUAUGACAGGGUGAUAGCUGAUGCAUCGCCUAUCUUGAAAGAGCUUCUUCCAAGUUCUGCGCACUCGAGUCAGAUCUUGGACACGAAGCGCGAUGAACUCUUGGCUAAAACUCAAGAGGUUGUAAUGAAGUUGAAUAAUGUCUCAAUUCAUCCGGAUCUGAACAUUGUUCAACACGUGCUGUACGAAGACUCCAAGCUUGAUCGAGAAGCUGAGUGGGCUGAGUACUCGAGCGCUAAGUUUCGGCUGCUCGGAUGGCUCAUCAGAGUUGGCUGUGAUCACGACCUUCACGUGAUUCUCGCUGUUUCAGGUGAAGACAAACGGCAAAUAGUCGAGCGCUACCUUCUUGGCAAGGGCUUCAGCUUUACCAAGCCUCGAGAUCAGCUCGGAGGUAAUUUGGAGAUCUCUCUGCAAAAGGACGCCCUCAGCUUUGCCAUCCACUUUGAUGACAGUGUGCGAGGGGCUUUCAAGCCACCAUCUGCAGUGUUCGUAUUUGACACAUCCUACAAGCUGGAUCGUCCCGCCGUACAGCACAUGAGGACAACCUACUCAAGGAAUGGUGCUCUCCUUCCGGUCAUUUGGUUCCUUAUUUCCAACUCAUGUGAGCACAUUGAACGCUGUCUUCCUCCACUCCCAGAGUUGGAGAGGCUCGGCCUUUUAAUGCAGUACACGACUUCUUUUGCCGAGGAAGUUGGGGACUUGCAAGAUGAUGCUUUGAACGUCUGCGAAGAUGCCGAAGAAAUAUUGCGGUUCAUUUCAGAUCCAUUUAUUUCUUGGCCAAUACCGACGAUUGAGCCGUUGCCAUUUGUUUCGCCGGACGAGUCGAGCUCAAGCCCUCUGUCUUCUGACGAGCCCACGCGUGCCACUCAAAAACGUGCCUUGGACAACGAAAAAGAGCCUGAAGACUACAUUUUGAAACGAACGAAACUUGACACACAAGAAACAAGUCAGAUGACGCAAUCGACGAAGCCACCCAGCCAGAGCCUUGAUCGUGAUCUUCAUUCUCUGGAGAGAAGCCUAGUCCACAUGAAGGCUGUCCACGAAUCGGAGAAGACUGCUCUUCAGCAUGAAUUGACACAAACUCUCGCGCGUCUCCGAGAGCUCGAGGCUUCUUUAAGCGAAGUUCAACACCGUUACGAAACUCGCACGGCAGACCUACACAAGGUUCGCCGAGAGCGUGACAAACUAAUUGAGGACAAAGCAUCCCUGGAGCAAAAGGUCGAAAAGCAAAAAGAGGACGCUUUGAACUGGAAGACUGCACGCUUGCAGCUUCACGCCGAGCUGGAGAAAUUAAGACAGGAAAUUCAAGACGGCGGUGGCCCCCUCUCAGAAAUGGAGCAGCUGCGGGAAGACAAUCGUCGUCUGAUGGCCGAGAAAGCAGGCCUCGAGCGAAAGGCCGAAUACGAAAAGAAUCAAGCGGAGUAUACCCGCGAGCAAUAUCAGACUGCCUCUCGAGCCGCCGCGCAGUCAGGAAAUGAGCUUCGUCAGCUGCAAGAAGAGAAAGACGCCCUGGCUCGCAAACUCCAGAGCAAUACUAUCCAAUUGCGGGAAAUAAACAUCAAAGCAGACUCGGCACGUCACCUCGCUCGAAUUAAUGAGCUGGAACUCAUUCUUGCAUCUCGUGAUGACCUGUUACGGAAGAAAGAAGACGAGCUACGGGAGAUUCGAAAGAACCGACCCUCAACCCGAUCCACAAGUUCCCAGCCCCGUAGUCCAAAAUGGGCUACGAGUAGCCGCCCCACAAGCCCGGGAGUUGGCUACAAUGGUAAUGGCAACGGCAACGGCAACGGUAAUGGAAACGGCUUUGGUGGUCGAGCUAGUGCUCUACGGUACAGCUCUGAGAUGCCAUUUUGA